Capsicum annuum is the source of this 645-nucleotide messenger RNA. RefSeq lists its product as uncharacterized. Lineage: Eukaryota; Viridiplantae; Streptophyta; Magnoliopsida; Solanales; Solanaceae. The transcript has 2 exons. The record is from RefSeq and is a predicted model, not a curated record. The coding region runs from base 1 to 645 and encodes 214 amino acids.
AUGACUUCAAACAUUGCGGAGUCAAUAAAUGAAGUACUUGUAUCAACUAGAGAAUUGCCAAUUUAUAAUUUUCUUGAGGAAGUUCGAUUGCUGUUUGCAAAAUGGAAUUGCGAAAAUAGGCAGGAGGCUUCAUAUACCUUUACAACACUCAUUGAAAAGUUUAAUGACAUACUCAAAAAGAAUGAGGCUUUGUGUACUCGUAUGACGGUUGUACCAGCCACAAAAUAUGUGUAUACGGUACACGACGAACAAAAUCACUUCAACAUUUGCCUCAAGGAAAGAAAGUACUCAUGUAAUACAUUUCAACUCGAUGAGAUACCAUAUGCACAUGCUUGUGCGGUGUUAGAGAGCAAGAAUUUUGAGAAGGGGUCAUACUGUUGUGAUUUAUUUAAACCAAAAACUGUGUUGAAGAUAUAUGAUGUUCUAAUCUAUCCGUUGCCACACCAAGAUAACUGGAUAAUUCCAGAGAGAGUACUUAGUGAAAUAGCACUGCCUCCGAAAUUCAAAAGACCUCCAGGAAGACCUGCAAAGAAUGAUCGUGGAAAAUCAGGUCGAGAUAUGUUUGAAAAAAAGAACAUUAAUUUAUGCGAUGGUUGUGAGACUAAGGGUCACAAUAGGCGUUCUUGUAGAAAAUAUUGCAAGUGA